AUGGCGUUGAGGAAGGAUGUGAAACGCGCUUUUGGAAUUUUGAAGAGGAAGUUCACUAUCAUUUGUUGGGAAUAUCGUGGGUUGAGUCCUCGUGAAAUGCACAAGACUAUGCUCACUUGCAUAAUUCUCCACAACAUGGUAAUUCAUGAAACCCGUCGCGAUAAGGAGUGGACUAACCAUGAAAAUGAAGAUCUGAGGCCUGAGAUUCAACCACAAAGAGGCUUGCCUGUAAGAAAUUAUGGGAAAAUGACUAAUUACAUUCAGAACCAGAAUUCGUAUAACCAAUUAAAAGAAGAUCUGAGAGUCAAUCUUUUGGCAGAGUAUGGAAGAGCGGGUGGGCGUAAUUAUUAA
This is a messenger RNA of Papaver somniferum (opium poppy), 351 nucleotides long. RefSeq lists its product as uncharacterized. The transcript has a single exon. Lineage: Eukaryota; Viridiplantae; Streptophyta; Magnoliopsida; Ranunculales; Papaveraceae. The record is from RefSeq and is a predicted model, not a curated record. The coding region runs from base 1 to 351 and encodes 116 amino acids.